CUCUCUGUUUCUCUCUCUGUCUCUCUCUCUCUCUCUCAGAGUAACAAACCCAAGAUUUUUGUAACUCUUUUCUCUUUCUUUUAUUAGGGCUUUUUGCCUUUUGGGGGUUUUUUUUUUCUCUUCUAAAGAGCAGGGAAAAAAAAAACUGUCUUCUCUAUGGCAGAAGAGAGCGGUGCCCCUGUGAGUUGUUCGGAUUUGCCCGUUAAAAGGCCGAGAGAAGAUGAAGAAAACGGGGUUUCUGCAGCUGCCAUGGAAACGGAAGGUGAUAAAAGUAACGCUUCCAAUAACGUUAAGGAAGCUGAUGGGAUAUCCUCUGUUAUUCCUGGAUGGUUCUCUGAGAUUAACCAAAUGUGGCCUGGAGAGGCACAUUCUUUAAAGGUUGAAAAGAUCUUAUUUCAAGGAAAGUCUGAUUACCAGAAUGUUAUGGUCUUCCAGUCAUCAACAUAUGGGAAGGUCCUUGUUUUGGACGGUGUGAUUCAGCUCACAGAGAGGGAUGAAUGUGCAUAUCAAGAAAUGAUUACUCACCUUCCUCUUUGCUCCAUUCCAAAUCCAAAGAAGGUUUUGGUUAUUGGUGGUGGAGAUGGUGGAGUUCUACGGGAAGUUUCUCGUCAUUCUUCUGUUGAGCAGAUUGACAUCUGUGAAAUUGAUAAGAUGGUAGUUGAUGUUUCUAAAGAAUUUUUCCCUGAUGUAGCUGUUGGUUAUGAGGAUCCCCGUGUGACCCUUCAUAUUGGUGAUGGAGUUGCAUUUUUGAAGGCUGUUCCAGAAGGUACUUAUGAUGCCGUUAUAGUGGAUUCUUCUGACCCAAUAGGUCCGGCACAAGAGCUCUUUGAGAAGCCCUUUUUUGAGUCAGUGGCAAAGGCUCUUCGUCCAGGUGGAGUAGUCUGUACUCAGGCAGAAAGUAUCUGGCUACAUAUGCACAUAAUUGAGGAUAUUGUAGCGAACUGCCGCCAAAUCUUCAAAGGCUCCGUUAACUAUGCAUGGACUACGGUUCCUACAUACCCAAGUGGUGUGAUUGGUUUCAUGCUUUGCUCAACUGAGGGACCUCCUGUUGACUUCAAGCAUCCUGUGAACCCUAUUGACAGUGAUGAUAGCUGCUGCAAAUCAAAACGACCCCUAAGGUUUUACAACUCUGAGAUUCAUUCGGCUGCUUUCUGUUUGCCAUCCUUUGCGAAGAAGGUGAUUGAUUCAAAACAUUAGGGAUGGAAAUUUUGAAGAUCAUUUACAAAUUUUGAGUUAUUGUGGGAGCAUUGGUUUUUAUCCAUGCUUGAUGGUCUCAUGUAGUGAUGAACCUUGGAUUUAUAAGUUCAAUUAAUGUUAUUGUUAUGUGGAAGAGAAUUUGUAGUAUGAUCGUUGAAGGACACUGGUCUUUCUGUUUUCUACCAGUCUACAAGUCCAUAAGGGAUAAUGGUCAUUUAGUUGAUAUAAAUGGCUCUUCCUUGACAUCAUUCAUCUGAUUCACAACUUUGUGUUAUAUUCUUUUUUAAAUAUAUACCAUGGAUGUUUGAGAUCGUUCA
Theobroma cacao (cacao) is the source of this 1514-nucleotide messenger RNA. RefSeq names its product spermidine synthase 2 (gene SPDS2). Gene Ontology annotation, molecular function: spermidine synthase activity. NCBI's taxonomy places the organism in Eukaryota, Viridiplantae, Streptophyta, Magnoliopsida, Malvales, Malvaceae. Gene Ontology annotation, cellular component: cytosol. The record is from RefSeq and is a predicted model, not a curated record. Gene Ontology annotation, biological process: spermidine biosynthetic process.